AUGAACCUUUUCCUCCUAUUCCUAGCCACGCUAGCUACAGCGGCUUUUUCGCCCUUUGACUCGCCAGACUUUUGUCUGCAAAUCAUCACGCCCACGUGUAACACGACAUUUUCCUAUAUCGAUGCCGUCAACAGCCAGCUCAGAGACCUGGUGGUCGAUUUGAUACUGAAACCGUUUUUCCGGUUCUUCAAGCUCGAUUUGGACAAACAGUGUAAGUUCUGGAAUGCUCAGCAUUUCUGUGCCACACGCAACUGUGCCGUGGAGGUGUUGCUGCCGGAGCAGUUCAACUGGCUGGAUAUUCCAGACGAUCUUUCGCCUUCGAAACUAGGCGAGAUUCUGAGAGCUUCUAGUGCCCACGACGAGGCCGAUACGUGUGAAGAUUUGGACUACUGUCAUAUUGACGACGACCACAACUGCGUUUUUGUCGAUUUGAAGGAGAACCCAGAGAGAUUCACCGGAUACGGCGGUGCUCAGUCCUUUGAUGUUUGGAAGGCCAUCUACUCGGAAAACUGCUUCCCAAACACAAACCCCAUGUCGAUGCUGCCGGACUCCGAGCCCGAGCAGUGUGUGGAGAAGAACUUGUUCUACAGGUUGAUCUCGGGCAUGCACGCCUCCAUUGCUGUGCACUUGUCCAACGAGUACUUGGACGCCGAAACCGCGGAGUUCCACCCUAACUUGAAGGUUUUCAUGGAGAGGGUGGGCAAGUUCAACGACAGACUCUCCAACAUCUACUUCAACUACGCGUUGGUGUCUCAGGCCAUCGUGAAAUUGUCCGAUAUCGUGUCUCUUCCCACCUACAUCAAAGAGAACCACGAGUCGACCAGCGGCGACGAGAGCCAGUUGCGUACGAACGAGGACGUCAGUCCUGCCGUGUACGCCGAUCUUCUCUCCAACAUCAACAACACCUUGAGUUCGCAGGUGCUCUUUGAAACACACUCUCUUUUCGACCCCAUCAAGAGCUCCCCAGACCUCAAGAACGAGUUCCGCUCUCGUUUCAAAAACGUCUCUGCCAUCAUGGACUGCGUCGGCUGUGACCGUUGCAGAAUGUGGGGCAAGCUCCAGACCAUCGGUUACGGUACGGCGCUCAAGGUGCUUUUCGAGUCCGAGGACCCUAAUACCCAGCACUUGUUGAAGUUCCGCCGUAUCGAGUUGGUGGCGCUUUUCAACACGUUCGACCGUCUUUCCAAGUCUGUGGAAGCCAUCAACAACUUCAAGUCCAUGUACCUCCAACACUUGGAGGAUGUGGCUGCUGGCAAGGUGAAGCACGGUGACUACGAGCCUUUGCACGACAAGGGCAUCGAGUUCCCAUUUGUGGCUUUCCUGCCUGUGACCAAAAAAGAGCCAUCCAAGGAGGCCUUGAAGGAGGCCUCUGAGGUGUUUGCUAAGGACAAUUUCGACGAAGGCAGAAUUGUCAACGUCAAGGGCCGCACUCAGGGCUUCUGGGAAGAACUCGAGGACGUCAAGGCCGCUCUUUGGUUUAUCUGGGACAUUUACUACCGCUUCCCAAAAAGGGUCUUUGAGUAUGUGUUGUACUAUGCCGACGGCUGGUGGAAUGUGUACGUGGGACGUGCCAUUUACGUUCCACAGGGCAAGACCAACAUCAAUGACGAGUUGUGA
Molecule: messenger RNA, 1617 nt
Organism: Candidozyma pseudohaemuli
Lineage: Eukaryota; Fungi; Ascomycota; Pichiomycetes; Serinales; Metschnikowiaceae
Gene: ERO1
Product: ER oxidoreductin
Exons: 1
Coding region: 1-1617 (538 amino acids)
Biological process (GO): protein folding in endoplasmic reticulum
Cellular component (GO): endoplasmic reticulum; endoplasmic reticulum membrane
Molecular function (GO): FAD binding; thiol oxidase activity; protein-disulfide reductase activity
Source: RefSeq, a predicted model, not a curated record